AUGAGCUUUGCCAUUGAGGAAAGGGGCAAGCCAAACACCCAGGAAUACAGGGUGUUUUUCAAAAACUCUGAGGGCAAAUACAUCUCUCCGUUCCAUGACAUUCCGAUCUACGCAAAUGAGGCUGAGAACAUCUUUCAUGCCGUUGUGGAGGUUCCAAGAUGGACAAAUGCAAAGAUGGAGAUUGCCACCAAAGAUCCCCUCAACCCACUGAAGCAAGACCUAAAAAAGGGGAAUCUUCGUUAUGUAGCCAAUGUGUUUCCCCACAAAGGUUAUAUCUGGAAUUAUGGAGCUAUUCCACAGACAUGGGAAGACCCCAACCACAAGGACAGCGACACAGGAUGCUGUGGAGACAAUGAUCCGAUUGAUAUAUGUGACAUAGGAAAUAAGGUGUGCUCUCGAGGAGAAAUAAUCAAAGUCAAGGUGUUGGGAACUCUGGCUCUGAUAGAUGAAGGUGAAACAGACUGGAAGGUCAUUGUGAUCAAUACUGAGGACCCUGAAGCCGGCGACUUUAACAAUAUUGAUGAUGUUAGAAGACUCAAGCCUGGAUAUCUGGAGGCAACUUUCGACUGGUUCAAAAGAUACAAAGUCCCAGACGGGAAACCUGAAAACCAGUUUGCUUUCAAUGGAGAGUUCAAGGAUAGUGACUUUGCCAUUGAAACAGUGAAAAGCACUCAUGAAUUUUGGAAAGCAAUGAUCUCUCAGAAGACCAAUGCUGGCGAGUUAAAUUGCAUGAACACCAGUGUCUCCGAUAGUCCGUUCUGCUGCUCUGAUGGGGAUGCCAAGGCUGUGGUUAAUUCUGCAUCUGCUUUUGGAGCUGAAGAUCCCAUUCCAAGUUCAGUUGACAAAUGGUUCUACUAUGAGAAGUAG
Messenger RNA from Scomber japonicus (chub mackerel), 867 nucleotides. It is a transcript of the gene ppa1a, whose product is annotated as inorganic pyrophosphatase 1a. NCBI's taxonomy places the organism in Eukaryota, Metazoa, Chordata, Actinopteri, Scombriformes, Scombridae. The coding region runs from base 1 to 867 and encodes 288 amino acids. The record is from RefSeq and is a predicted model, not a curated record. Gene Ontology annotation, cellular component: cytoplasm. Gene Ontology annotation, biological process: phosphate-containing compound metabolic process. The transcript has 11 exons. Gene Ontology annotation, molecular function: magnesium ion binding; inorganic diphosphate phosphatase activity.